Saitoella complicata NRRL Y-17804 is the source of this 421-nucleotide messenger RNA. RefSeq lists its product as uncharacterized. Lineage: Eukaryota; Fungi; Ascomycota; Saitoellomycetes; Saitoellales; Saitoellaceae. The transcript is spliced from 2 exons. Bases 13 to 210 code for a protein of 65 amino acids. The record is from RefSeq and is a predicted model, not a curated record.
GAACAAACAACAAUGUCGACAUCCAACAACGACGUACAAAGGCGAGAACUCAAGACCCUCACAACCCUACGUGCGACACUAGAAUCAAUCCGCUUGCUUACGGAGGGUGUAGCGAAGGAUUUGGGGACGGGAGAGAGGAAUUAUGAGGCUGUUAGGGAGGUUAACGAGAGGUGGGCCAAGGUUGUUGAGGGUGCGGCAGCUGGGAAGUGAAUGGAUCUGAAUAAUGGACUUGCGCUUCAAUGGAGACGCCCGCGUUGACCAGCUCGAGCCUUGCCGGCGUCGAAACGAGCAUACAUACGGCCCGGGCAUCUCGAGUUGGAGAACGCCCAACGUGCUGACGUGCCAGAGAAUACAGCAAUUGCAGCUGGUGGGCAUACGACGCCAUGGAGAGAGAAGCCUAGAAUACGGAACGACGAGGCAG